AUGAAAUUCUUGGAUCUCCUUCAAGCUUACUCACUCGGCUCCGAGUGUGACUUCCCCUGGUUUGUGAGUCGGAUGCAUGAAAACUCUCCUGGCCUCCAUAUCGUACGAUUCGAUUCGAUUCUUCCUUACAUGUACAGGGUUUACAGAAUCUGAUGAUGGAUGAUUCCGCUAUUCUUUUUUCUCCACUUUUGCACUUCCUUUUAGCUUAUCCCCUGAUGGCGGCAUGGCGCCUCUCGUUCUUCCUUUGGCCAUCCUGUUGGCCUUGCAACCAUGUUGUGUUGCUGGCUUUGGUUUGACCAAUCUCCUUCCUUCCAACAAUGACCAAAGGAAGAAGAGAUUGCGUUUUUUGGCAACAAGGAGCAAUGAGGAAAGCUCUUCGUCUGUUGCAUCUACUUUUGAGGAGAUUGCACGUGGCGGCCAAGCCGAGCUGUUGCUGUCCCACUCAUCAGUAUCUUCCUACUUUGAACCAGAGAGCAGAAAAGGCAAAUUGUUGAGACUGGCAAAUCAAUGUCGACACAGCUAUCUUACGACAGGAAUUGCGCACAUUCCACAGUUUGUCAGACUCGAUUUGGUAGACAAAAUGGUGGAGGAAGCCAUCAAUUUGCAGCAACGAGAAGAAUGCUUUUAUAGUACGGAAGAUCACACUGUCUAUCAAGAACCAAACGAUUCCAGUUUUGCCCAAGAUCAUCCUCGAAAUGCUCUCCAGCGCAGCUCCAAAUGGAUUAUUGAUUUUGACCGAAUUGACCAAGGGAGUUCUCCGUUGGCCAUUCUCUACAAGUCGCCGGAACUCAAAGCCUUUGUCUCCUAUGUGGUUCGGUCUGAUUCGGAAAUUAAGGACGAUGCACUUUACACUAGUGGCUGUCCAUACAAUGCGGCUUACUACAACCUUUACGAACCUAACGAUGGUUUGGGAUGGCACUUUGAUAAAAGUCAGUUUGGAGUCAAUCUGGAGUUGCAACCUGGAGAACUUGGAGGAGACUUUGAAUUGUGCUGGAAUACCCGAGAGGAUGACAGUGCCUGGUGUUUUGACAAGGUUCAAAACGUUCUCGACGUGUCGGACGACGCCCAUUCACCAGUGGCACAACGGAUACAAGAUCCACCAGUGGGGCCAGGAUCUCUGGUGUUCUUCGCCGGGGCCAGAAAUUUGCAUCGAGUGACACCCGUGGUAUCUCAAAAGCCUCGUAUCAAUGCCAUAAUGACGUUUGAAACGCAACCUAACCAAAGACCCAAUGCCUAUUCUCUCAAAAAGUUCUUUGGGAGAUAGCAUCAGCGAGAGAAAGGUUGGAUAUGGGGAAUUCGCUAUGGCAUUAAAAAUUAUUGUUGAUCACUUUUAGUACUUCAUCAUCAAACGUGGGUUUGCAACACAACAAAUAGAGAAAAAAACACCCAACUCAGAGCCAACCAACCACACUGAUAAUGGGCCCCCUUCCUUUUGUAUUAAAGUCUGUCGGACAAUGACUAGAGCUAAUCGUCUUGGCUCUUUGAUGUGGCUCAUGCUGGAUCAAAACUAACUCAGAUCGAAUGUGAUAUCGUCAGGAAGAGGAAACGUUGUGAUUGGUUUGCUGUGUCUUGGUGGGGAUGAACUUGAACCGGGUUCGAAAUGUCCUGCUUUCGUCGUAGUUGUGCGAAAACUUGAUCUCACACCUGAUUAUAGCGUUCUGUGAAGCCAUCAAUGCAUCAAAAUAGUAUUCACGUUGUGCUUGAAU
Seminavis robusta is the source of this 1706-nucleotide messenger RNA. The record is from the annotation of a GenBank genome assembly. NCBI's taxonomy places the organism in Eukaryota, Bacillariophyta, Bacillariophyceae, Naviculales, Naviculaceae.